ACGUGUGCUCUUGUCAAAAUUAAAAACAAAUAGUCUUGAACGGUUACAUUUUAAUAUUAGUAAAUUUUAAGUAGAAAAUGAACGCUGUGAUGUAAUGAGCGGUCUUAUUUGAUGUGAAAUUGAAAGUUAAGGGGUUCCUGCUGCUAUCCUGCAAUAAAGAUGAGCUGGUUUGAUACAUCAGGAAUAGCAAGUAUUGCCAAGUCGGCUUUGAAAGAGGCCCAGAGGACAAUUGAUAAAGCCCUGGACAUCAAGGAUGAUGGUGGGGACACUACAACAGUGCCUGCGAACACCCCCAUAGAUACAAACUCUGAUGAUUUCUUUGGAAACUGGGGAAUUAGCAAUGCUGGCACUCCCAAUAAGGAGGCCAGUGAAGAAGUGAUAACAAAAAGUUCAUACAAAAGUAUUAAGGGCUCCACAAGUAUUUGGGGGUCUUUCACUGGCUCAUUCUUCGAUCCAUAUGAGAAAAGCUUGGUGCAAAAGGAUAGCAAAGAUUCAGUGGAUAGCUUGGAUGAUUCUGCUGAUUUAGGUAUAGAACAUUUCAGUGGCAGUAAACUUGUUGUCCAGACCAGCGAAGAUCCAGAUGUUUUGUCAUUUGUUGCUACACCUGAAAACAAUGAAGAUGAGAAUUUGGAGAGUGCUGCAUCUAGUGAUAGCACUUCUGCUGUCAAGCAUAGAGAGAUGGAGCCAGGAAAUAUAGAUAAUAGAGUUUCAAUUGUAAGCACUGAUAGUGAUAGGAAGAGUUCUGAGAGUGUUGAAGUAGUUAAUGGAGGGACUGGAUGCACAACAUCACCAGAAUCUGAAGCUCUUUCAAUUUCUACCAGUUCUGCUUUAGGCUCUAAACAAACAUCUGACUCUGUAGAAGUGCUACCAAAUAGUUUAACAAGUCCCAGUUCAGUGGAAGUAUUAGGAACUGAUAGUAUUUCUAGUCGACGGCAGUCCCAAUACACGGACGAAUUCGUCUCACCUUUGCAAACGCCAGACGAUGUUGGCAGCGGCGAGAAAAUGACACCGGAUAGUGUGGAGGUGAUUCCAGAUGAUGCGGAUGAGAACAGCAUGGCGGACGACACAAUAUCUUAUAAUUCCGUCUCUGAAAGUACUGCGACGACUGUAUUCGAAGGUCUUAAUUUGAAUUUAAAACCUAAAUCUAUUGCUUUAGUGAAAUCUGAGAAGAUGGCGGAGAGCUUUUCUAGUGAUAUUUCACUAAGUCCUGACAAGACACUUAACUUAAUCGAAAUUCCUAUAACACGAGCUCCGAGUCGAGGGGGAAUGCAUCUUCCACUGAAUCUUAUAGAUACCCAACCUCAGAGCGUGAAACAGGACUUGACUAACUUAAAUAAAACUUCUAACAUAAUCGAUAUUCCAUCGGAAAGCAACGAAACGGUCAGGAAUGAAAUCGACGAGGGAGCUCAAUCGGAUAAGACUAUUGUAUCAAGCGAUAGCGUGAUGGAAAGCAGCAGCGACACAAGCACAACUACCGAUAGCAACACGAAUUCAAUUUAUUUGAAGAACAUGCUUGCCGAUGCUAUGACGGAGAAACGCGAUAGCGAGCCGAAGGCAAACCAUUUCAUGGAUCUAACCCAAAGCAUGAUUGACUCCAGUCAGGCUGCAGAAGCGCUGGAGAAUAUUUCAAUCGUACAAUUAGACAUGCCCCCUAGGGAAACAUCACCGUUCAGCUCGGAGAGUCGCUCGGAUUUAGUCAAAAUCGGUUCCGACCAUACCUCUGGCCACACCUCAGGCGAUGAAUUCGAAACCACAACAUCAUCGGACAUCGAGAUUAUAUCCAGUCCGAAUGGCGAUUCCAGUAGUACUCAUAGCAGACACAGCCCAGCGAAAUUACCGGUGGUAGUGAAAAGCAAGGGCGACACAAACAUCGACAGUCUACUGGGAAAAAUGACAUUCAAGAAAAUUAAGGGUCACAAUCGGGAGUUGUCGGAAGCGUCCAGCAUCAGCGAUGAUACGGAGAUAGAGAGACUAGUCAAACGGUUAUCAGAGAUGACGGAAAUACUGGAAUCGCGCGAGUCAAAAUUAAUCGAAAUCACCAGGAAGAACUCUGAAAUACAAGAAGCCAACAGUCACCUCCGCAAGCAGCUGGACGAGAUUGUUAAUAAGCAGUUAGAGUCUGCAGACCUCUCGCAAGUCACAGAGGAAUACACACAACGUUUGUCUGCAUUGGAGAGAAAAUUCCAGCAAGCAAUCAGAGAGAAAGAUAACUUGCGGAAGCAACUUGAACAAUGCAAACUCGAUAGCUCUACUAGAAUGAGCAAAAGUGAAAUGGAUAUUGUGUUGGAAGAGAAAAUUCAGACGAUUAGAGAGCUUCGUGAGGAAGGUGAAAAGUUGUCCAAGCAGCAGCUACAACAUUCCAAUAUUAUUAAGAAACUUAGAGCGAAGGAAAAGGAUAACGAAACCGCCAUUAAGCACCUCAAAGAAUCGGUGGAAGAUUUGUCUUCGGAAACUGAUCGUCUGAAGAGAUCGCUGCAAGCCAAAGAAGAAGUAGAGAGGUCACAGAUCGAGGCAGUCCACCAAUUGACUGCGAAAAAUAAGAAAAUUGAUUUCGAGUUCAAUCAGUUGAAGGAUAAUUACGACGAUCUGCAACAGAAGCACGAGACGGUUAAAAAGUCGUUGGAUGCAGCCAAGAAAGAGCUACUCGAUAAGAAUAGGGCAAGCAGCGAACUGUUGCACAGGGAGCAUAUGCUGCAAAGUUUGGAAAAUGAGAAACGCAUGACGGAAUCCCAAAACGAAGAGAUCAUCAAUCAGCUGGAAGAUUUGAGAUCAAAGAUGCGUGAUGCUGAACAGGUUUAUUUGAAGAAGGAGCAGGGCUUGCGUGCGGAGAACAUGGAUUUGCUCAGAAGAUUGGAUGAGGCCGAAAGUAGAAAUGAGGAAUUAACACAGUCGGUACUCGAAGUCAGUAAACCGUUGGUGCGUCAGCUGGAAACUCUUCAGGCUACACACAAUAUGAAGUUGGCCAGUUUCGAGAAGAUCGAGCAGGGUUUUGUUAUUAAAAUAAAUGAAUUGCAAAAUAAGCUGCACGGCUCUAACGAAUCGGAGAAAUCUAUUAAAGAUGAGUGCGUUAUGCUGAAAUCGAAAUUGACCGCCUUGGAUAAUCAGAUCACCACUUACAUGCACGAGAAUGAAAUGAUAAAAAUGCAAUUGGAGCAACAGAAAACUGAUAAGAUGGUUCAGAGCAAGAUGCGAAUAGGUAUGGAAGUGGAUAAUUUGAAACAGAAAAUUAAAAGCGAGCAAGAAAUUAUUGAUAAGUUACAGCAGGAAAUCGAAUUGUUGCAGCAGACGUUGAUCAGCGAAAGAUCCGCAAACGAAUCGGAGAGGAAACGUAACAUGGUCUUACAAGAGCAAAUUCGUGACCGGAACGAUUCUUUGGCUAAUUUUACCCGGACUUCACCGAAUCCGGGAACCGUUUCUCCAGCCUUAAGUAUUGGUAGAGUUUCACUUUCGGAAUCCCUUAAUAGUUCACUUUGGCCAUCUGAUGAACCUUUCGAAGUGAGCUCCGUGUCUAGAUGCACCAAUAUGCUAGAGAUGCAAAUGUUCCAAACCAGCUUGAAGCAGAGAGAUGGAGAGGUGCAGCAGCUGCAAUGGGAGUUAAACCGAAGGGAACACGAGAGAACGCUCCUUAAUGCGGAAAUUUCGAAUCUGCUGACGCGUGUCGAAGAGUUCGAGAUUCAGUGCAAAGAUUACGACGUAGUGAAAAAUGAGUUGGAGGAAUUGCAGCAGCAGUACGAAACAAUGUGUCAGCUGUAUGGGGAGAAAGUCGAGGAAUCUGAAGAGCUGAAGCUGGACUUGGUGGAUGUCAAGGAUAUGUACAAAGCGCAAAUCGACGAACUUCUGAAGCAGCAGCGCAACUCCAAAAGCUAAUUUGACCCUGACGUAAUUUUUAUCCUUAUUUGAAUGUAUAUUAUUGUUCGGGGUGUUUAUUUUUACUUACCGUUAUAAUGGAGUUUCGAGCGCUCCGCGGAUUUAAGUUUUAUAUGCUGUGAUAAUUGAUAAAAAAAUAUAUAGAAUUUAU
Messenger RNA from Nicrophorus vespilloides, 4018 nucleotides. RefSeq names its product TATA element modulatory factor (gene Tmf). The record is from RefSeq and is a predicted model, not a curated record. Gene Ontology annotation, cellular component: endoplasmic reticulum; Golgi apparatus. The transcript is spliced from 9 exons. Bases 160 to 3867 code for a protein of 1235 amino acids. NCBI's taxonomy places the organism in Eukaryota, Metazoa, Arthropoda, Insecta, Coleoptera, Silphidae.